Messenger RNA from Bombina bombina (fire-bellied toad), 911 nucleotides. RefSeq names its product MORN repeat containing 3 (gene MORN3). Lineage: Eukaryota; Metazoa; Chordata; Amphibia; Anura; Bombinatoridae. The transcript is spliced from 6 exons. The record is from RefSeq and is a predicted model, not a curated record. Bases 59 to 772 code for a protein of 237 amino acids.
GGUGACUCCAUGCUCGAAAUCAGGGACACUGCUCUAAAAUCAAGAGUUUCUAUUCAAUAUGCCCUUUGUAAAGAGCCCAAGGAUGGUGGAACCUUUAUGGAUGGAAUGGGACAGGAAAGCACAAAAGUCUGGCCUAAGACAUUCGGUGUAUAGUGUAAAUGGAGAUCAUUAUACAGGAGAGUGGCUCAACAAUUUAAAACAUGGGAAAGGCACUUACAUAUGGAAAAGCAAAAAUUCCAUUUAUGAGGGUGAUUGGAAAUGUGGGAAACGAAGUGGAUUUGGAACAUACAGCAUUUUGAAUCCUGACACUGGUGAAUAUGUGAAAGUCUAUUCUGGUUCCUGGAAAAAUGACAAAAAAGAGGGAUAUGGGACUAAUUUCUACACAGACACAGAAUAUUAUGAGGGUGAUUGGAGAUCCGGGGAAAAAAGUGGCUGGGGAAGAAUGUAUUUUGCUAAUGGAAAUAUUUAUGAAGGAGAAUGGCUGGAAGACAAGCAGAAUGGACAGGGCAUGCUGCAGCUAGCAAAUGCAAAUCGUUAUGAGGGUUCUUGGAUGGGAGGAAAAAAACACGGUCCUGGCAAGUUCUACUACUUAGAUAAAGGGCAGCUGUAUGAAGGUGUUUGGGUAGAAGAUAUCCCCAAAUGUGGAACAAUGAUUGACUUUGGACGAGCAGAAGCACCUUUACCAACAAUGUACCCAAUUCCUGAGGUGAAACUUGAAGAUCCUGAUGGAGUUUUAGAACAAGUUCAGACAUCAUAUCUCAAUCAAAAAUGAGCUUCUCUACAGAUGAUGCUUAUGAACUGAAGUCAUAUCAAGGCAACUGUCGCAACAGACAAACGACACAUUUUUUAAAAACUAAAAAAAAGACAAAAACACACAGUGCAAUGUAUAUAAUAAAAAUGCAUUUAUUCUA